UUACGUUCAUUUGGUGGCAGGACCUUCAUUCGUUGUGUUUUAUUAUUCGCCUUCUUACUCUCUUUUUAUUCGAUUCGUGGGCACUUGUGUUAAAUAUGUACUUUAAGACCUUCUUUCUCUUGGCUGCAGCUCGUGUUGUUCUUGCGAAGGUUCAGUUUCUGGGAGUUGCUAUAGCGGGUGGUGAUUUUGGAUGCCAGAUAGAUGGUUCAUGCCCGCUGAGCUCCACACAACUUCCAAACAACGACGAUGGAGUUGCGCAAAUGCAACACUUCGUCAAGGACGACGGCGUCAACAUAUUAAGACUACCAAUAUCAUGGCAAUUCCUCGCCAACAAUCAAUUGGGAGGAAACCUUGACAGCACGAACUUAGCGAAAUACGAUCAAUUGGUGCAAGCCUGUCUCGCCACCGGGGCCCAUUGCAUGUUAGAUAUCCAUAACUUCGCACACUGGAAUGGGGGGAUUAUCGGACAGGGAGGGCCGACAGACGACCAGUUCGUAAGCCUGUGGUCGCAGCUCGCCACGAAAUACGCCGGCAGCCAGAACAUCGUCUUCGAGCUUAUGAACGAGCCACACGAUCUUGAUAUCGACACUUGGGUGAACACAUGUCAGAAGGCGGUUACAGCGAUUAGGCAGGCGGGCGCGACAUCUCAGAUGAUCUUACUACCGGGCACGAAUUUCGAUUCUGCGGCGACACUGACGACGGUCGGAGGUGCAUCGCAACUUUUGGGGAUUAAGAAUCCGGAUGGGACAACGGAUAAUUUGAUCUUGGAUAUUCAUAAAUAUCUCGACAUUGAUAAUUCGGGGACGCAUUCGCUGUGCACGACGGAUAACACGGAUGCUUUUACGUCCGUCGCCCAGUUCCUGAGGACGAAUGGGCGGAAGGGGUUUGUUAGUGAGACGGGGGCAUCGGAGGAUGCUUCUUGCUUGACUGCAUUCUGUGCCCAAAAUACUCUGAUCAACCAAAACUCGGACGUCUUCAUAGGCUUGGUUGGGUGGGCCGCCGGCAGCUUCGAUACUUCGUACCUCCUAAGUCUAACACCUUCGAAGCAGAAUGGAGGCUUGGUCGAUAACCAGCAAAUGAGUCAAUGUCUGCUCGGAACAUGGGUCGACUCUAACACCACAGUCCCAAGGGCCUCAGAACCAUCAUCUUCUCUUCCUUCAGCUAUCACUUCUAGCGCCCCUCUUACAGCAUCUGCAUCGGCAUCCUCAACUCAAUCUGGGAAAUCUAGUGAGCCGGUUAUCACAGUCGAGAUUAACUCUGCCACGAGUGUACUCCGGACAGCAUCGAUACCCUCUAGCGUGACGACUUUGAUAAUCGCCUCCGGAUCCCCGAGCGAUGAGUCGUACAGCCUAGCCUGGGCAAAAACGACGACUACCUCGCAGACUCCGACCCAGACGCAUGCGGCGGCAAGUGUGACAGCAACGGGGAGUGCUUCUUCGACAAAACCCAUCACUUUCAUCUGGAGCCUUAUGAUGUUGCCAUUUCUUAUAUGAGUUUGAUAUGAAAUAUGUCAUCUCUACAACGAGUUAGCUGAUAUACGAUUUUGUACGGAGGAAUGAACUGUUCGCUUUGCUCUUUACUCCAAAGGUUGUCUAUGUUCGGAUUAGACGAUUGGAUGUUGUAUUUUUAGGCCUCAAAUUAGUAUGUAAAUAUUGUAU
This is a messenger RNA of Annulohypoxylon truncatum, 1658 nucleotides long. Its product is annotated as glycoside hydrolase family 5 protein. Gene Ontology annotation, biological process: glucan catabolic process. NCBI's taxonomy places the organism in Eukaryota, Fungi, Ascomycota, Sordariomycetes, Xylariales, Hypoxylaceae. The coding region runs from base 96 to 1493 and encodes 465 amino acids. Gene Ontology annotation, molecular function: hydrolase activity, hydrolyzing O-glycosyl compounds. The record is from RefSeq and is a predicted model, not a curated record. The transcript has 5 exons.